Molecule: messenger RNA, 1746 nt
Organism: Symbiodinium sp. CCMP2456
Lineage: Eukaryota; Dinophyceae; Suessiales; Symbiodiniaceae
Source: the annotation of a GenBank genome assembly
AUGCAGAAGUACUACAUCAAGCAUCCCGACGGGACGUUGACGUCUCAUUAUGGAGUUGUGCCAGGCACCGGGGCUGCGCCCGCAGCGCAGCCCGCAGCCCUAGCAACAGCCCUGCCGGCAGUGCAGCCGGCACUGCCCACGGCACUGCCUCCUCGAGUGGCCACUGCCACAUCCACGUCGGUAUCCCCACAGAGUCUGCCGGGAGCGGUUUAUGCCGCCCCUCUUUUGGCCCCAGCCACCAGCAUCGGCAUCACCCCAACCAUGACCGGAACCACUACUCAGCCAUUUGUGGCGCAACCGAUUGUGACCAAGGCAUCCAUGCCGUCGACAGCCGCGACGGGUGGUGGAGGCAAGAUGGGGCAGUUGUGGCCCCUUUACGAAGCCAAGAUGAAGAAGGAAGGCCUCAACGAUGCAGCGAUUGCUGCCUUCAAGUACAACUACUCCGUUCUGACGUCUGGUCAAGACACGAUGAUCCCGGAGAGCUCGAUCAGCCCGGUUGACUCCCUCCCCAGCUACGAGUCCUUGAACGUUACCGAGGACUCUUCGCUGCUGAGGCGGACGGUGGUCCUGAAGCUGAAUGGUGGCCUGGGCACCGGCAUGGGCUUGGAGAAAGCAAAGUCUCUGCUGCCGGUGAAGCAGGGCCUCACCUUUCUGGACCUCAUCGCGCAGCAGGUGGAGUCCAUGAAGGAUGGAUUCGGCACGAAUGUGAAGUUCAUGCUGAUGAACUCCUUCUCGACCUCCGAAGACACCUUGGAGGCGCUGGCCAAGUAUCCCUCCUUGGGCACAGGCAGUGACCUGGAGUUCGUGCAGAACAAGGCCCCGAAGGUCACCGAGGAGGACUUGCGGCCCGCCAGCUGGGCAGCGAGCCCGGAGAGCGAGUGGUGCCCUCCCGGACACGGGGACCUCUACCCGGCCAUGCUGGGCAGCGGGACCUUGGACCGGCUGCUGAUGCAGGGGUUCAAGUACAUGUUCGUCUCCAACUCCGACAACCUCGGAGCCACCUUGGACCUGAAGCUGCUGACCUACUUCGCCGGCAGCAAGGCGCCCUUCAUGAUGGAGGUGGCCACCCGAACGGAUGCUGACAAGAAGGGCGGGCACCUGGCGAAGGACAACAAGACCGGAGGCUUGCUCCUGAGGGAGACUGCGCAGUGCCCGGACGAGGAUGAGAAGGAGUUCCAAAAUGUGGCCAAGUACAAGUUUUUCAACACCAACAACCUUUGGGUGGACUUGGAAGCGUUGGCCGACCAGUUCCGAAAGAGUGGUGGCGCACUUCAGCUGCCGGUCAUGAAGAACAGCAAGACCGUAGACCCUCGUGACAAGAAGUCGACGAAGGUUCUGCAGCUGGAAACUGCAAUGGGCGCCGCCAUCUCCUGCUUCCCGGGUGCCACUGCGGUGGUGAUCCCUCGUUCCCGCUUUGCUCCGGUGAAGACGACGAACGACCUGCUCGCUCUUCGAUCCGACGCGUACUUGCUGACGCCGGACUCCCGCAUCGAGCUGGAUCCCAAGAGGAGCGGCGUGCCUCCCAACGUGAAGCUUGAUGGUUCCUACAAGUUUGUUGAUGCCAUGGACGCCAUGAUUCCCAACGGACCACCAUCCCUCAUUGACUGCAAGAAGCUGGUCAUUGAGGGUCCCAUUGUGUUCUCGCCCGGUGUCACGAUCGUUGGAGAAGUGACGAUCAAGAAUGCCAGCAGCGAGAAGAAAGCGGUGGCGCCGGGCGUCUAUACAGACACCACCCUGGUUCUAUGA